GUUGACUUGAUCAAUGGGGCAUGAAUUUUCUAGAUUAAUAUAAGUGAGUAGAAAGCAGGAUUUAAAGAGGGCAGUGGUAGUGUGGAAUAGUAAAGCAAAAAAGCACUAAUUAAUUAAGCAAAAUGAGUAUUAACAGAAGAGUAUUAUUGUCUGAGAGAAUGAAACUUAUUGUAGCAUUGUUUGGGUUGCAGUUAUGUUUUGCAGGGUUUCACAUAGUUUCAAGAGUUGCACUCAACAUUGGUGUCAGCAAAGUUGUGUACCCAGUUUACAGGAACAUCAUUGCACUUCUAUUCUUGGCUCCUCUUGCUUAUUUCUUUGAAAAGAAGGAAAGGCCACCUCUUACUAUUGGUUUUCUGGUGCAAUUCUUUGUGCUAGCAUUACUAGGAAUCACAGCAAAUCAAGGAUUUUAUCUGCUGGGAUUAUAUUAUGCAUCUCCAACAUUUGCUUCAGCAAUGCAAAACUCGGUUCCUGCAAUUACAUUUGUCAUGGCGUCUCUUCUAGGGCUAGAAGAAGUUAAUAUUGGAAGGAGAGAUGGGUUGGCCAAAAUAGUUGGGACUAUAGGAAGUAUAGGAGGUGCAACUGUAAUUACACUCUACAAAGGCCCUCCUCUUCUACUAACCAAUCAAAUCCAGGAAGAAAUUUCUCCAAUGAAUUGGACAUGGGGUUGUAUUUACCUUCUUGGCCACUGCUUCUCAUGGGCUGCUUGGAUGGUCCUUCAGGCUCCAGUUCUGAAAAAGUAUCCAGCUAAACUCACAGUCACUUCUUUCACAUGCUUCUUCGGAUUGAUCCAGUUUUUGGUCAUAGCAGCAUUUGUAGAAACUGACCUUAAUAAUUGGAAAAUCCAAUCAGGAGAAGAGCUUUUCACCAUCCUCUAUGCUGGAAUCGUGGCCUCGGGUAUUGUCAUUUCUCUUCAAACAUGGUGCAUCCAAAAAGGGGGGCCUGUGUUUGUUGCCGUCUUUCAGCCUCUGCAAACUCUUUUAGUUGCUAUUAUGGCAUUUGUCAUUCUAGGUGAUCAGCUAUACUCCGGAAGGAUAAUCGGUGCAGUUUUGAUUAUGCUGGGACUCUAUGUUGUAUUGUGGGGUAAAAGUGAAGAGAAAAAAAUAGCAACAGGGGAGAAGCCAGAAACUUUGACAACAACACUUCUUGAAGCUCCAAAUAAAGCUGAACAAACCGUCUGAGUAUCACAUAUGCUACUCGUUACGGUUGUCCACUUUCUUAAAUCACAAGCUAAGCUAAAUAGGAAGGAGAAGCCCAUUCCAAUGAAAAACUGAUAGAAGUGAGGCUUCAGAUAUUGUACACAACUCCCCUUUUCAAUCAAAACUAUAAAUAUAUAUUACACCUCAUUAAUGAA
Mercurialis annua (annual mercury) is the source of this 1351-nucleotide messenger RNA. Its product is annotated as WAT1-related protein At3g18200. NCBI's taxonomy places the organism in Eukaryota, Viridiplantae, Streptophyta, Magnoliopsida, Malpighiales, Euphorbiaceae. Gene Ontology annotation, molecular function: transmembrane transporter activity. Gene Ontology annotation, cellular component: plasma membrane. Bases 123 to 1178 code for a protein of 351 amino acids. The transcript is spliced from 7 exons. The record is from RefSeq and is a predicted model, not a curated record.